This is a messenger RNA of Phaeoacremonium minimum UCRPA7, 987 nucleotides long. Its product is annotated as putative solute carrier family 25 member 38 protein. The transcript has 2 exons. The coding region runs from base 1 to 987 and encodes 328 amino acids. Gene Ontology annotation, molecular function: glycine transmembrane transporter activity. Lineage: Eukaryota; Fungi; Ascomycota; Sordariomycetes; Togniniales; Togniniaceae. Gene Ontology annotation, cellular component: mitochondrion; mitochondrial inner membrane. Gene Ontology annotation, biological process: glycine import into mitochondrion. The record is from RefSeq and is a predicted model, not a curated record.
AUGACCGAUGGUUCUCGCAAAGCCGUUUCCAAGUCGACAUUCCACUUCGUCGCAGGCCUCGGCUCCGGUCUCUUUUCAGCAGUGCUUCUGCAACCCAUCGACCUCCUCAAGACCCGCGUCCAGCAGUCCGGCCACCACAGCCUGACGAUUGCGCUCCGCGAGAUCCGACAAUCCCCACGGCUCAUACCGGCGCUGUGGCGUGGCGCCGUACCUUCUGCCCUACGCACCGGUUUCGGGUCCGCAAUAUACUUCACCAGUCUGAAUGCGAUCCGCAAUAAUGUUAGCCGGAUCCCUAUCCUCGCCGCUGAUGUGCCCCAGGUAGGGACGGCAGGCAGCGGCCAUUCGUCGUCGCUAGUCAAGCUCUCCAACACGGGCAAUCUGCUAGCUGGCGCUGUAGCGCGGACGUUUGCGGGCUUCAUCCUCAUGCCCCUGACGAUCAUCAAGGUGCGAUACGAGUCGAACCUCUACUCUUACAACUCUAUUGCCGGCGCAGCGCGGGACAUAAGGGCGACAGAGGGCCUACGCGGAUUCUUUUCCGGAUUUGGAGCAACGGCGAUUCGUGACGCGCCAUACGCAGGUCUAUAUGUUCUGUUCUACGAGCAGUCAAAGAAGAGGCUCAGCGCGCUGUACGGAACACCCCAAGCAGAGGACGGAGGAGCGCAUGGGCGCAUGGGCGUGUCGACGGCCGCCACGAUCAAUUUCACGUCGGGCGUCGUCUCGGCGGCCGCAUGCUCAGCGAUAUCGAACCCCUUCGACGCGGUCAAGACGCGGAUACAGCUCCAGCCGGGCGUCUACCGCAACUCGCUCGUCGCCGCGCGCAGGAUGGUCACAGAAGAAGGCGUGCGCUCGCUGUUUGAUGGACUGGCGCUGAGAAUGAGCCGCAAGGCACUCAGCUCGGCGCUCGCGUGGACGGUCUACGAGGAGCUGAUACGGCGCGCCGAAAUCACCUGGAGCUCUACCGCCAAGAGGGGCGAACGUGUACUAUAA